CCUGUGCCUACUGCCUCUCGGUCUUGCACUGUUCAAGAUGCCCACGCAGGCCUCUGCCGCGACCUGGGUCUUCCCUCUCCUGGGGCUGCAGAGGCCAGACGUUCAGCCGUGAGGGGUCCAAGGAGAGUCCUGGGAGACAGGGACUGUCCAGCCCCUGUCCCUGUUCCCUGUGGGAAGCCUUCAGCGGCAGCAAGGCGCUGGCUGUUCCAUCUGCCCACAAGAACAGCUGCCACCAGUACCCAGGGGAUGACUAGAGGCCGGACCACAGGCCAGCAAAAGAAGGCUACCCCACUCAUAGAUGCAGACCAUGUGGGGCUCCCGAGAACUGUUUAUGGCAUGGUUUCUAGUGUUGGCAGCAGGUGGCACUGACCAGCAUGUCUACAGGCCCAGCCGUAGAGUGUGUGCCAUGGGGGCUUCCGGAGGGCCUGCCUCAGAGUCCUUUGUGCAGCGUGUGUACCAGCCUUUCCUCACCACUUGCGAUGGACACAGAGCCUGCAGCACCUACCGAACCAUCUACCGGACGGCCUAUCGCCGCAGCCCUGGGCCAACUCCCACUAGGCCUCGCUAUGCCUGCUGCCCUGGUUGGAAGAGGACCAGAGGGCUUCCUGGGGCUUGUGGAGCAGCAAUAUGCCAGCCUCCGUGUGGGAACGGAGGGAGUUGUGUCCGUCCAGGCCACUGCCACUGCCCUGUGGGGUGGCAAGGAGAUACUUGCCACACAGAUGUGGAUGAAUGCAGUACAGGAGAGGCCAUUUGUCCCCAGCGCUGUGUCAAUACUGUGGGCAGUUACUGGUGCCAGUGUUGGGAGGGGCAAAGCCCAUCUGCAGAUGGGUUGCUCUGCCUGCCUGAGGAGAGGCCCUCCCUUAUGGCCCCAAGCCCCACAACAGGAGUGGACAGCAUGGUGAGAGAGGAGGUCCACAGGCUGCAGUCCCGAGUGGAUGUGCUGGAGCAGAAACUGCAGUUGGUGCUGGCCCCGCUGCACAUCCUGGCCUCUCGGGCUACAGAGCAUGGGUUGCAAGACCCUGGCAGCCUGCUGGCCCACUCCUUCCAGCAGCUGGACAGAAUUGAUUCACUGAGUGAGCAGGUCUCCUUCUUGGAGGAGCAACUGGGGUCCUGCUCUUGCAGAAAAGAUCAGUGACGGCAUGCAUCUCACCAUCCAGAUUACAUCCUUUCCAGCCAGAGUUCAGGCGCCAUCUGGUGGUGCCUGUGAGCAGAAGGCCCUGCAUUGUCUGUCCCUAGGAAUUGGCCCUGGGGAGUGGGGUCCUGUGUGACUCCCCAGUGGGCCUUCCAGGGAAGGUACAAGAGCUCUCUGCCCAGAGGUGAGGUGGGGACUGUCCCCAUCUUUUUCAUAAUAAAGCUGGGACUUGA
Molecule: messenger RNA, 1365 nt
Organism: Psammomys obesus (fat sand rat)
Lineage: Eukaryota; Metazoa; Chordata; Mammalia; Rodentia; Muridae
Gene: Egfl7
Product: EGF like domain multiple 7
Exons: 10
Coding region: 299-1135 (278 amino acids)
Biological process (GO): anatomical structure development
Cellular component (GO): cell surface; extracellular region
Molecular function (GO): calcium ion binding; signaling receptor binding
Source: RefSeq, a predicted model, not a curated record